Messenger RNA from Galleria mellonella (greater wax moth), 1519 nucleotides. Its product is annotated as serine protease gd-like. The transcript is spliced from 7 exons. Gene Ontology annotation, biological process: proteolysis. The record is from RefSeq and is a predicted model, not a curated record. Gene Ontology annotation, molecular function: serine-type endopeptidase activity. Lineage: Eukaryota; Metazoa; Arthropoda; Insecta; Lepidoptera; Pyralidae. The coding region runs from base 107 to 1444 and encodes 445 amino acids.
CUCUGUUAUGUUUUUUCCAGUGUUUGUGACUAGAUAACACGUUACUAUAUAUUAUAAUAUUUAAAAAGUUGUGUUUUAUUAAAUAUUUUAAUUUUAAUCAACAAAUAUGGAGUUGCCUUAUAAUAAGGCGGCGCUAUUUAGUUUUUUCCUUUUUAUAUUCAAAGUUAAUCCUAUGUCGAUAAACGGACCGGCGUUAACACGAUACGAUCCAUGCGGUUUAGGUGUUGUACAUUUCGAUAAAAUAUUGGAUUCUUCCCAAAAUGUUUGGCGUGGUGUUAUUAAUUUUCAUCUGUACCAAUUAAGCCAAGUGGAAAUUGAAAUAAGUUUUGAGAAGAAAGUUAAAUUAUUAUAUGAGCCUUUACUAAAUAUAGAUAUAAGUGUUAUAAACGACUGGCAUGGUUUUAUACUUAAAUCUAAAGGAUUGAUCCUGAAAUCUUAUUCAUUUGUUGUAAUUAUUGACGAUUUGGAAUCAAACGAAAACGAUGUACCUACUGUUACUCAAUUUACAAUGAAUAAUGUGACAGUUUGUGACGAUGCUGUCAAGGCAUCACAAACUAUUGAAUCUUUGAACGUAACGAAAACCCCGGACAAAUAUGCGCAUAUUUGCGGAAGACGGUCGUUAGAUCAUACUGAACUGGUGUCUGUAAGAACCGAAGCCAAGGCCGGCGAUUGGCCGUGGCACGUCGCCAUUUUCCUAAGGAACCCUAAUGCGAUUGGCGAAGAAUAUUAUUGCGGUGGCAAUAUCAUAUCAAGGACUGCUAUUGUAACAGCCGGCCAUUGUGUCAGAAAAGCCGGUGUGACUGUGGACGCGAGUAGAAUUGUAAUAGUGGCCGGUGUAAGUAACCGUAGAGACAUCAAGCAGGUUGGCAGACAAAUUGUUACGGCACAGAAAGUAAUUUUGCAUCCCGGUUACACGGAUACGUUAGCAACGGCUGAUUUGGCAGUUAUCAAAGUAAAUAAAUUCAGAUACACUGAAUACGUACAACCGAUAUGUGUGUGGGGACCAGUUUAUAAUAAGGAUAUGCUUUUUGGAAAAGAGGCUGCGAUAGUCGGAUUUGGACAAACAGAAGACAAUAAGCCAUCUGACGUUCUGCGCUCCACCUAUACCUUAAUACAGAAUGAUACAACGUGCGUAUCGUUUGCACCGAACGUUUACGAAAGGCUCCUAAAUGAAUUUACUUUUUGCGCUGGAUAUGGUUAUAACUCCACUGUGAAUCCACGAAACGGAGACAGCGGAGGUGGCUUGGUGAUUCCAGUUCUUCAACCAGAUCACAAAGUCAGCUGGUUUUUGCGUGGUGUUCUCUCAAAAUGUGGAGUGUCUCCAGGACAUACCGAUUGUGACCCCCAUUACUACAUGGUGUAUACAGAUGUGGGGCCCCAUUAUGGAUGGAUUUACCAUCACUCUGACUUAAAAUUUCAAAGUAAUAUUGUUUUUACGCAAUAGUUUAGUAUAAAGUUGAAUAUAUUGUGAUAUUAAUUUUAAGUUUAUUAAUUAUAGUAACAGUUAUAAGUCAAACAA